GUUCAAUGUUGUAUGUCACCUGGAUCGUCCAGGCCAUGGUCUGUUGCUAUCGGUUACCUGGUUCGUUCAACGUGGUGUCACCUAUAUCGUUCAGUCUGGAUCUGGCGUUCCUUGUUAACUAGUUCGUCCGGCCAAGAUCGGCAUGGUUACGUGGAUCGUUAAGGUUCAGCUGUCUGAUGGCAGGUCACGUCAUUUUGUCCUUCUUGAGUUCCUAGGUCGUACCAGGCGUUGGGCAACAUCCAGCUCCUUCAAGUUAGCCAUUGCGGCUCCCAUCUCAUGUCACAUCGGGGCUACCAUACCCCGUCCGAGUCUGUCAAGGCCGGGCACGAGCCUUCCGGUCGUUCGUAGGGGUCUCGCGGUCCCCACUCUUCUCACAGCCACGUUUAUUCAGUUUACAAAAAUUUUCCCUCAGAUUCCUAGGAGUGUCUCCAGCCGUCAUAAAAUCCAAAGUAGGCAAAAGUUCUGCAAGGUAAGAUACACGCAACAAGAUCCUAGCAUUGGUAGGUUCUGUUCUUGUUUAUUUCAGUCCAUGUUUUCCUCACCUAGCUCUUAUUGUUGACCUUUCUAUCCGCGGCAAUCCAGAUCAAUUCAUUCUUCACAAGUUCGGUUCAGCCAAAGCGGAUCCAAGAUGUCCCAGUUGUCUGGUACAGAAGACAAUGUGUCUUCCUUAGGCUCAGUAGUCUCAGGUCGCAGCAGCAACAGAUCUCUCCGCAACUGGACCAUUCCAAAGCUAAUUGCUGAGCUAAACAGGAAAGGGAUCCGGUAUCCAUCAUCAGCCAGGAAAGCGGAACUUUAUAGGAUCCUGAUGUCUGAGGCUGGGUCCUCCGAGGAACAAUCUUCCUUGUCAUCUAUACAGCUGUCGCUUUCCCAGCUCCAAGCUUCCAUCAACGGGUUAGUCAACUCAGUCUCGGACAUCCAGUCCAGAGUUGAGGUCCUGGAAGUCCAGCCUUCAACGUCCGGCCAAAGCCAGGCCACCGUAUCAACUCCGGCCGCCCUACAGUCUCUCCAAGGUAUUAAUAUUCCUACCCCCCAAAUUGUCCCAUCCCACUUCCUACCAGAAAGUCUCAAAAAAGAUAUAGUGGCAGGCAAGGACAUAAACCUAGCUUCCAUCCUCAUUGCAUCCCAUGAUGUUGCAGAGAACCGCGUGAUCAACUGUGGGGACGUAUCAAUAGUCAUGAAAGCCAAAGAUGCACGUCUCAGUAGGAAGCUGUCCAUCCCGGAAUUUGUCCUGGCCUUCAGUGUUUAUAGGGAUGUGGUCUGCUCAGCCCAGCCUGACAGAAGGGAGGAAUUGGAUAGAUACCUUUACCGGGUCACCGACCUGGGCCAGAAAUAUGGUGGAUCAGCAUUCUACGAUUAUCACCGGUCCUUCUCCGCCAAAGCAGCAGCAGCGCUCUCCCAGUUCCAGUUUGUCACCAAUUGGGCGGAGAUGGAUACUGAGCUAUUCUGCCGGCACUUCGCGGGGCUCAGGGCCCCCACCUGCUCAAACUGCCAGUCUAUAUUUCAUACAACGGAUUGGUGCCCAAACUACAGUCUUAACACGCCACAAGGUCCAUGGCCCGGCCCCUCCGGCAGUCAGGGCAAUUCCAGUUCAGUGGACAAAUUAGGCCGGCCCAUAGUUUACCUCGGCAAAAGCCAGUUGUGCAACAACUUUAAUCUGGGGAGCUGUGCCUUCAACGCAUGUCGGGCUUUGCACAUCUGCUCGUUGUGUUUCAGAGCUCAUCCUCGCUCCUCGUGCCCUAGGAAAACCUCACAACAACCAUGACUAACCGACAUCAAUGUCGAACUACUGUCGAUUCUCCUAGCCGACCACCCUGAUCGAGCAUUCACUGAAUCCCUGAUAUCCGGUUUCCGCCAAGGGUUUCACACAGGGUUAAUUUCUCUUCCCCAAAGUAACUGGGAGGGUCCUAACCUAAUGUCAGCCAGUCAGGAUCCAGAGGCAGUUAACACAUUGAUCCUAGCAGAGGUCGCCAAAGGUUUCUUGCUAGGCCCCUUCUCCGACGUUCCCUUUCAACACUGGCGCAUCAAUCCCAUCGGUAUUGUAUCAAAACAGUCAUCUAAUAAAAAACGUCUGAUCUAUGAUUUGUCUGCUCCACAUGCUUCGUCCACUCCUAGCCUGAAUUCUCUGAUCCCUUCAGACGAAUUCUCAAUGAGAUACUCUUCCAUUGAUCAAGCAAUCCAGCUCAUUUUGCUCUCAGGCAAGG
Bufo gargarizans (Asiatic toad) is the source of this 2201-nucleotide messenger RNA. RefSeq lists its product as uncharacterized. Lineage: Eukaryota; Metazoa; Chordata; Amphibia; Anura; Bufonidae. The transcript has 2 exons. The record is from RefSeq and is a predicted model, not a curated record. The coding region runs from base 629 to 1762 and encodes 377 amino acids.